CCCCAUGCGGUCUGAAUCGGAUGGAAUGAAUAACUUACCUGGGCUCAUCCAUAAACAUAAUUGCAGAGAUUGCCUAUUGGACCAGCUGCUCGCUCCAUAAGAUGGUGUGCAGAAAGAGAGCACAGAGCCGCUGAGGGAGAGAGGACGGAGCAGAGAGCUCAGAUAUGUGUGUGAGCAGUUAGAGGAAAGACUUGUUCUGGCGCUGCAAAGCGCGUAAGAGGCGCGUUUUCGUUUUUACGCACAGUGCAGUGAGACAGAUUAAUAGAUAGAUUGUUCUAAAAUGUCCUAGUAGAAUACGGUAUUCCUGAACUUAUUAUUGUCAAGACAGCGGAGUCUUUCAGUGAACAUUCCUCAGACUACACUUCCUACAGAGCGUGCGGGGGGGAAGCAUUUCUGAAACUUCUGAUUGUUCACUUUGCAUUUGGCACCGGGAUCUUGAACUUGGUUGUGUGAUGAAACAGGUCAAUAGCCAGUGGUUUUAGUGUUACUUUCUUAAACAGCAACAUGGAUCCUUUAUUUAAUACCACCGACGUGCCAAAUUGGACCACCGGAUCGAACGACACCAAUAACGGCACAGUGUACUGGAACCAGUUUGUGCAGCCAAUCUGGAGAAUUGUCCUCUGGUCCAUUGCGUAUAGUUCUAUAGUUAUCGUGUCCGUGGUAGGAAAUCUCACAGUGAUCUGGAUCAUUAUGGCUCACAAACGCAUGAGGACCGUCACCAACUAUUUUCUGCUGAACCUGGCGUUCGCUGAAGCCUCCAUGUCCGCCUUCAACACGGUGAUCAACUUCACCUACGCCGUGCACAAUGAGUGGUACUUCGGACUGGUCUACUGCCGCUUCCACAACUUCUUUCCGAUCGCGGCUGUCUUUGCCAGCAUCUAUUCUAUGACUGCCAUCGCUCUGGACAGGUACAUGGCCAUCAUCCACCCUCUGCAGCAGCGCAUGUCAUCCACAGAGACCAAGGUGGUGGUGGGAGUUAUCUGGGUGCUGGCUCUGCUCCUCGCUUUUCCUCAGUACUACUACUCCACAACGGACCAGCUCCCUGGUAGGGUGGUGUGCUACAUCGACUGGCCUGAAUACACCCUGUGCGACUUCAAAAAGAUGUACUAUGUGUGUGUGGCCAUCCUGCUCUACUUCCUUCCUCUGCUGGUGAUGGGUUGUGCUUACUUGGUGGUGGGACUGACCCUCUGGGCCAGUGAGAUCCCUGGAGACUCUUCUGACCGCUACAAAGAGCAGCUGACUGCCAAACGCAAGGUGGUGAAGAUGAUGAUCGUGGUGGUGUGUACUUUUGCAAUCUGCUGGCUGCCCUUCCACGUCUACUUCCUGCUGCACCAGUUCUUUCCUGACAUGUUUGAAGAAAGGUUCAUCCAGCAGGUUUAUCUGGCCAUCAUGUGGCUGGCUAUGAGCUCCACCAUGUACAACCCCAUCAUCUACUGCUGCCUCAAUGACAGAUUCCGAGCUGGUUUUAAACAAGCCUUCCACUGCUGCCCCUGCGUCCCACGAGGCUCUUACGAAGGCCUGGAACUCAAGUCCACGCGCUACCUUCAGACCCAGACAAGCGUUUACAAGACCAGCCGGAUGGAGACCACCGUGUCCACUGUUCUCCAGGUUGGGGAGGACAUGGAGCAGCCCAAGGUCAAGGCAAUAGUGGGUCCAGGGCCUGCUGUGCCCGCAGUCGGGGCCAGACCACAUAGCUCCUCCCUGGACCUCACCUCGAAUGGGUCAUCGUCCCGGAGCGUCUCCAAAACAGUAUCGGAGACGUCCAGUUUCUACUCCAGUAACAACCUGCAGGAAUAGACCUGAAACACGGGCGGCAUUUUGCCGGAUGGCGGUUAGAGAGAGAGAGUGAGUUCGCAUUGCUGCUUUUGCCUGCGUGUACUCCUGCAAAAGCACAGCGUGAAUGUGUGAGUUUGUGUGCCAGUGACUGUGUCUGAGUUUUUGAUGAAUACAUUUUCACUGUGUUCAGUGGAACGUCAUCUUAGGUAAUUUGCAAGUGAGACUAAGACUUCACCCACUACGCCCUUGUAUAAAAAACUCGUGCUGCUCACAGUUAAAGAUCAGCUCCCAUUCGAAAGGUUUGCUCAGUGUCAAAAAGUGAUGACAGGCACAUCGACAAUAUGAGCGCAUUCCAUUUCAAAUGCUAAACUGAAGCAGACACUAGUUCCCAAUGUUCACAGCCUCUGCUUGUCACACCAGCCUUCUCUCGGUGUAGAGGGAAGGUUCACACAUCCGCAAUCACACAAGCUGUGUGACUUCACACAAUCUAUUUUGGAGUGAAGCUAUAACAUGAGACCAGCAUGCUCUGAACACACCUCGAUUUAACAAGGGUGUUCUCUGCAAAGAUACACAGUUUGGAGACCUGGGGUUUUCAGAAAGUUCUCUCUAAUGGAGAAAACCUGCUUUUCACAGGAACUCUCUCGCCAGAAGUAACAAACAGAGGCAGAUGUGUGGUUCAAGUUGAAGGGCUCUCCCAGAAGAGGUGAUGGAGAAGAAAAACAACGAAGCAUAAACUCUGAACUUUGCAUGUGUGAGUGUGUGCAAGCUGAUCAGAAUGCCAACUCAAUCUCCCCAAGCAAGGCAUCCUGAACACUCCAAUGUGCAAGACGAGUGCCUGUCUGGCUGAACGAGCGCUCUAAGGAUCUCCUGCAGGGGUUGCUGAAAUGUUCUGGCAAUCGCCUGAAACGCCAGCUGGGAGCAUCAUCUCUGAAACACAGAGGUGUUUCAAAUGCUGAAGAGGCAACAGCGAACUUCAAAUGAAAACUGACUAAAACCCAAACUGCCCAAUAUGAGACCUCAAACCCAGAUGUAACUCCUCCGUAACACGACUGAACCCAACGACACUGGAGUGUAGCUUAGAGACUGAUCUGCAAUGGACAGUAGAUGAAAUGUUCCAGUUUCCUACAGAAUUAAUACAGUUUCCUAAUAAUACCUGCCCCCUCAGCUGUGUAACCCGCUCCACCUUUUAUCAGACACAACACUGGGUCGUGAUCUAAAUGCAAGGCACCACUUUCAAAUUGACAUAUUUAUGAAACUCUCAUUAGCUGCUCUACCCUUCCACUUGGCAGUAACAUGCACCUGACAAAUGUAUCUCCAGUACACACUGGUCAUAUAUGCUCAUUUGUGUACAUUUUCUUGGUAUUUGGUGUUUCAGGUGAUCAGAUGUUCUGAUUCUUUCAAAUAUCCACACUUCAUAUGCUGUCGCUCCAUCCACAUGUAAUCCAGUCAUACAAGGUGCAUGUUAAUAUCAGGUUUAAAGGGCUUCAUAGAUGUUGCAGCCGGGAAUGUGCACAGGCAGCCUGUUGGCUGUAGCUGUCAGCGGUGAUGUGCCUUGCUGCAUAGCAUAAUGUCUGUAAAUGGGUGAGGGGAGCAGAGAAAAAAGGAAAAGGAAGGUUAGGUAACAGGGGCUACAGAAGCCCACUGGGACAAACUGUCUUAACCUCCUACGGUGGUAAAGACACACACACAUACGCAUGCACAGAGCAUAGUUGGAAGGUGCCAUGCAUAGUUUUUGAUCAUUUCUUAAAGGACAUUUAGUUUAUUAAUGGAAGCCAGAAUAUUUUACUACAAAUACGCUGGAGGGAGCCUAAUAACUAAAUCCUCAAGAUUUACAUAUUUGCUGUGUACAGAACAAACACAGGCUUUUAACCACGCACAUCCACCAAACAGUGUAGCUGUAACACACACAAUAGAAGAGAAAAGACUAAAUCAAUUUGAAUAAGUCUACGAAGUAUUUAGGUUUAAAAAUUCACAGCUUGCUUUGCAUUGGAAAUAAUUCAAUACUGUCACUGUUAUCACAUUAUGAGAUAUAUUCUGUGAAAAGUAUAACUCAGUCCUUGGUUAAAUCAUGUUUCAAGAUGGAUAUUCUUUGCAGUGUGCAUACACAACACAUGCACACAUAUCCAGAGAAUGAUCACCUGUUGAUACCCAUCAUUCUACUUUCAAACACUUUCACACACACACACACACACACACACACACAAACACACCCUACAGUUCCCCUCCUGACUCCUGGGCUAUUCUCAGUACACAAACGCUGUUGUUAUAAAUUCCAGUGUCAGCAGACAUGAAACUGAGGAGCACAUGUCUAGCAACGCAUAACUUUAUUGGAAUCACAAUGCCUAUCAAUACCAUAUCACUUUAUUCACCGAGUACAAAGCUAACUCUUGGUGACAUGGAAACAUAUCUAAAAUAAAAUACAACAUUGGUGCCGGAACCACAGGAGGUCACACUCAGUGCAGAAAAUGAAGGACAUUCAGCAGACGUUAGACAGCAUAAAAGAAAACGCCCCGUCAUCACCAUAGCUGACAUUUCACUUUUUCACACAGGGUAGAAUAUAAACAUAAUACAUCAGAGCUUUUGGGAGAUGAAUGUCUUAGCCAAGUCAUUAGUUCAGUGAGGAGAACAUAAAAAUCAUAGAUCUCUGACUUUGAUGCUGCACGCUAACACAUUAACAUACACUGUGUUGUCAAAAUGAAGAUUUAGAGAAGAAUAACUUUUACUAAAAUUAUAAUUUGUCAGGAUGCCCAGAAUAUUCAUGCAUUUUAAAAAUUAUUACAUCAUUUGAUCAAUGAAUAUAUCACUGUAAGUGAUAUGGUGAGGUUCGUUUUUGGAUGUCAUGCAGUUGUUUACGGCACAGUGAUUUGUAACUGUGCACAGUCACUCCCACUUUCAGUGUGGAAACAUAAAUCAUAUCAUAUGGAACGUAGGGAAAGCAGACCCAUUUAAAAAAACAUGAAAAUAAAAUAUUUAAAUCUAUAUAUAAAAUAUUUUAUUUCUCUCACAUCUUGUUCUUCGAAAGGUGUGUUGAGGCCAAAAGCAAAGCACUACCGCUGUGAAUAAUGUGUGCUUAAGUGUUAUUAACAACACAUGAAUAACCUUGUGAAUGACAUUAGUGGCUUAAAGCCCCAUAUCUUCAAAAAUGGUUCUUCUCUAUGAUAUUAAAUAUUAACGAGUAAGUAAGCAACAAUCAAAGAUCAACUCUGAAGAAACCCUACUUUGUUUUCAUUUAUAUUAGGAUAUAUUUUAUGAAAGUUUAACACUUGCAGACUCAGCUAGUCUGCUGAGUUGGUUGGCUAAGUGUGGUUUGAUCGUAUCUGAUUGACAGUGGCCUGGCAACAUAAGCAAUUUUUGAUUUUAAUGCUGCUAAAUCCUGAUUGGUACACAGAAGUAGGCAACAUCACAUUUUUUUCCAACUGAGCCAAUAAGGAGAGCACAGAGAAAAACAAUAACUAAAUCUAUUUGUGAAAUAACUGUUCUAACGUUGGCAGAAAAUUGCUGUGUUCAUCCCAUCAAUUGUUGUAAGUGUCUAAUUUUAAAAAAGCCUUUAAGGCUUUGAAGUUUUCAAAUAUCCACUUGUACUCCUUUCCCUUGUUUCUUUUUUAUGACCAGAAGCAUUCAAUGAUGCAAAUCAGCCUGAAAUGAUAUUGUGUUACUAAAUGACCAUCUGCAGGACUGGUUUGGCAACAGAGUCCUAAAUAGAGUGAUCCGGGAGAGAUCGUGGUUGAUGUCAUUACAACAUAGUUAACUGAUUACAUUAUAAACAAGACCUGCACCCUCGAUACCUCCUGCCCUGAGAGGAUGAGUUGGAGUCAGUGAGCUGGAUAGGAAAAUGCUCCUCGUCUGCAUGUAAUCCUGCAAGUAAAUUAGCUCACACAGUAAGUGUACAAGAGGGAAAAUUAGUUUGUUUUGUUUAUGGCUGUGUUUCCUUAUGAGGACCAACAGACCUUUCAAGGACAAUGAGUUGUCUUUUUAGUUUUUAAAGGAACAGUGCACAUUCAUGAAUAUUUCGGCAAGCAUCAAUGUAAAUGUACCAGAUUUAGCCAGAAGGCUAUUUUUCAUCUGUAGUCUAGAAAAAGCUGAAAAGCAACCAUUUCAGUUCACUGCACCAGCAUGUUAUUCGUUUUACAACAUUAAAAACUGAUGUGUCAAAGCCUUGCUAUUCAUAAGAGCCAAAGCCAUAGCUACAACCAGUGCUUAAUUUGUAAAUUAUUAGGUUCCUGAGCGUAUAAAAUGUGCCACACGCUGAAAAUAAUUAAUUAAUAAUGUCUAUCCAUGUAAAUAGUACCAUAACAGCCUGUCACAAUCACAGCCAAGGCAGCAGUCAGCCAUGAAAUAAAUGCUGCUACUUCACUCCUAUAUAGCUAACAGCAGAGCUUACACAAAGUUGACAGAAAAAGAAAAUAUCAAAAUAUCAUAAAUACCAACAGCUGUGAAUCCAGCUUAGAUUUCUUUGAACACACAACCCCAAAGCCAGUUACAACCAACUAAAGCACUGAUCCCACUCAUGCUGUGGUCUUACUAAUUGGUGACCAUGGUUCCCAACUUGUUUUUUGCUUUUUAACCCUUGACACAAAGUCCUUGUCCAAUGUCCUUGUGUGACCCAUUGUCACAUGAUGCAUGUGCUGUGAGUGGCUCAUUUGAACAAAGAUUAGAGGAAACACCAAUAAAUAAAGAAUUUUUUUUUAUUUCCCCA
Messenger RNA from Micropterus salmoides (largemouth bass), 6472 nucleotides. RefSeq names its product tachykinin receptor 1a (gene tacr1a). Bases 505 to 1797 code for a protein of 430 amino acids. NCBI's taxonomy places the organism in Eukaryota, Metazoa, Chordata, Actinopteri, Centrarchiformes, Centrarchidae. Gene Ontology annotation, biological process: G protein-coupled receptor signaling pathway; positive regulation of flagellated sperm motility. Gene Ontology annotation, molecular function: substance P receptor activity. The record is from RefSeq and is a predicted model, not a curated record. The transcript is spliced from 5 exons. Gene Ontology annotation, cellular component: sperm midpiece; plasma membrane.